Messenger RNA from Aspergillus melleus, 846 nucleotides. It is a transcript of the gene DYN2, whose product is annotated as dynein light chain DYN2. Gene Ontology annotation, cellular component: cytoplasmic dynein complex. Gene Ontology annotation, molecular function: dynein intermediate chain binding; dynein light intermediate chain binding. Gene Ontology annotation, biological process: cilium assembly; microtubule-based process. Bases 177 to 461 code for a protein of 94 amino acids. NCBI's taxonomy places the organism in Eukaryota, Fungi, Ascomycota, Eurotiomycetes, Eurotiales, Aspergillaceae. The record is from RefSeq and is a predicted model, not a curated record. The transcript is spliced from 7 exons.
UGCGGGUCUCUCGCGGAGAUUCGCUGGUCGAGUGUCGCGCGCAAAACAUCCCUGGAACUUGCCAUACUUUUCGAAGAGCUCCUGUACUUACCCCUCUUCGUCUGUCGAUAUUUUUCUCUCGUCUGACAAUCUCUCCCAUCUGUCGAAUUCUCGUCGAAUCCGAAUCCGUCGUCAAAAUGGCCACCGAAAAGAAAGACAAGCUUGAGCCGCAAAUCAAGUCGGUUGAUAUGACCGAGGAUAUGCAGCAGGAGGCUGUCGAAGUUGCGAUUGAGGCCAUGGACAAGUACCACAUUGAGAAGGACAUUGCCCAGUACAUCAAGCGAGAAUUCGACUCGCGCAAGGGCGCAACAUGGCACUGUGUGGUUGGAAGGAACUUUGGUAGUUUCGUGACGCACGAGACGAAACACUUCAUCUACUUCUACCUGGGCCACUGCGCUAUCCUCCUGUUCAAGACCCAAUAAACGCUCUUUUCGAAUCUCCUCCCGCUAGGACUCACGCCCGCGUGCUGGCUGACUCUUCACAUUUGUCGACCGCCGUUGUGUCUUGGGGCAAAAAUAACAGGUGGUGGAAUAAUACCACGGAAUGGGGCGCAGCAGGGUGAAGGACGGCGAAACAGCAGGGCCAAUAACAAAAUCAAAGCCAUGGGUUCUUCCUUUAUGCUUAGGAUCGUUGUGAAGGCUUCUGUCGGAGGUGGUGUGGCGGUCAACUAGAUUCGUUUCUACUUUCUUCAGCGAAUUCUUCUUAUUGUUAAUAUCUCUGGGUUUAUCCUUUUCAUUCCAAUGUCAUUUGAUAUCGAUUUCGGUAGAUGAGUGGUUUGAACUGAGUAAAUAUUCAAUUGAAUAAAUA